AUGUUAAAUUCCGGCAUUCCUGGGAGGAAGGGUUUUGGUGGAGCUGAUGACAUUCAUCCCGGGCUUCUUAACUGGGCCAUCAAGCUUAAUCUCCUGCACUAUCAGGGCCUUGCCCUGAGGCGCAUACCCAUCUUCCGGCAUGUUGCCAGCUCUCCGGCUCUGUCGCAUGGCAUUCACAUUGUCCAGCAAGUGGCUGGCCCGGAUCCCAAACCCUCGCACCAUGGCAUCAACGUUGAUCUUGUCAGUGUACCCACGGUCGCCCUCGCACGUGCGCUCCAACUCACUCCUCACCCGAGCCUGAAUUAUAGCCAUUUCCGAUUCCGCAAACUCGUCAUCAUUGGACUUGGAACUGUCCGUGGCAUCAUCGUCGACAGCGUCGUCCCUGUCACACGGAUCUGCCAACCCGAGCCUCUCCAGAUGCAACCUUCGCAGCAUUUUCCCACAAAAUUUCAAACUGAAAUCAUCAGUGUACCUGUCAGCAUUAACAAGCCUCCUGUGGGUGACCCAAAUCCCAAUGAUAUCUACAAGGACUUGACACAUCAUGAGCCUCAAUUGGACGGUAAUUCAAGGCUUCUUUACAAGAACCUUGGAAUUCUCAGAUAUUAUAUUCAAGACCCAGAAAAGGCAGACUAUCUGAUUGUGGACAAAGAUAGCAGAGUGCCAAAUGAGGUCUCCAACAAGGAUGUGGCAGCUGCAGGGCCUAUUGGUCUCCCACCAGCCCCAAGGAGACAGCAUUCCAGACCAAGAAACCCCCAGGGCCUGAUAUGAAAGCCAAGUGCUGUUUUGCCAUCAACAGAAAGCAAAACUUUGUUGAUUGCUCCUUUCUAUAUGUAUAUACACUUCUUU
Notodromas monacha is the source of this 846-nucleotide messenger RNA. Lineage: Eukaryota; Metazoa; Arthropoda; Ostracoda; Podocopida; Cyprididae. The record is from the annotation of a GenBank genome assembly.